GUGUGGGCAGUGUGGGUGCAUGCGUGGCAGCCCCGGCCGGCGCCCGCUCGCCGCCUCACCUGCGGGGAGGGGCCUCCCAGAAACUGCCUUCUCGGUGCCUGGCCACCCCACCUCGCCAGAGCCCAGCUGAGCAGCCAGCGAGGACACACGCCCGCCGCCUGCCACCCGCCUGCACCGGCCGAGCCCAGCCUGAGCGGCACCUGCCUUUACAACCAUGUUCAAGGGUCUGAACAAAGGCUCCCAGGGAAAGGGGUCCCCUAAGGGUUCCCCGGCCAAGGGCUCUCCCAAGGGCUCCCCUAGCAAGCACAGCCGGGCUGCCACCCAGGAGCUGGCCCUUCUCAUCUCCCGCAUGCAGGCCAAUGCCGACCAGGUGGAGAGGGACAUCCUGGAGACCCAGAAGAAACUGCAGCAGGACCGAGUGCACGGCGAGCAGGACCAGGCCCUGAAGCACCGGCAGGAGGUGGGCCGCAGCCUGAAGGAGGCCGAGGUGCUGCUGAAGGACCUCUUCCUGGACGUGGACAAGGCCCGGCGGCUCAAGCACCCGCAGGCCGAGGAGAUCGAGAAGGACAUCAAGCAGCUGCACGAGCGGGUGACCCAGGCGUGUGCCGAGUACCGCGCCCUGUACGAGAAGAUGGUGCUGCCCCCUGCCGUGGGGCCCAGAGUCGACUGGGCACGGGUGCUGGAGCAGAAACAGAAGCAGGUGCGCGAGGGCCGGUACGGACCCGGCAUGGCCCAGCUGGAAGAGCAGAUUGCCGAGCACAACAUCCUGCAGAAGGAGAUCGAGGCCUAUGGGCAGCAGCUGCGGAACCUCAUCGGGCAGGUGGGGGAUAUACAUCCCUGCCUGGCCCCUCCCCUCCCCUCCCCUCCCCCCCCCCCCCCGAGCGCCCGCCAGGUGGGGCCGGCCGAGCGGGCAGUGGAUGGGGGCACAGAGCAGGGCGGGCGCGGUCCGAGGGCUGGGUGUUCCUGUCCCCAGACCCACCAGGAGGCCCUGAAGAUGGCGUGGCAGAACUUUCUGAACCUGUGCAUUUGCCAGGAGAGCCAGCUGCAGCAUGUGGAGACGUAUCGCCAGUUCCAGGAAGAGGCCGACUCCGUCAGCCAAACCCUGGCAAAGCUGAACUCCAGCCUGGACACCCAGUACAGCCCUGCCCCUGGGGGGCCCCCUGGCGCCCCCACAGAGCUGCUACAACAGCUGGAGGCAGAGAAGAAGCAGCUGGCUGUCGCUGAGAAGACCGUUGGGGACCUGCAGCGGCGGAGCCAUCAGGUGGCCCCUCUGCAGCAGCGCAGGAACCCCCCCCAGCAGCCUCUGCACGUGGACAGCAUCUGCGACUGGGACUCAGAAGAAGUGCAGCUGCUGCGGGGUGAGCGGUAUGUGUUGAUGGACAACACCGACCAGCACACCUGGGUCGUGCAAGGCCCAGGUGGGGAGACCAAACGUGCCCCAGCCGCCUGCUUCUGCAUCCCGGCUCCGGACCCUGAAGCCGUGGCCAGGGCCUCCAAGCUGGCCUCGGAGCUGCAGGCCCUGAAGCAGAAAUUGGCCACAGUCCAGAACCACCUGACAGCCAGCACUACACAGCCCUUACAGACUGGCCAGCAGGCUCCCGCUGGCUCAGCCCCAGAAGACCCACAGGCCCAGAAGCUCCUGACACAGAUGACCCGACUGGAUGGAGACCUAGGGCAAAUAGAGAGGCAGGUGCUGGCCUGGGCCCGGGCCCCACUGAGCCGCACGGCACCACUGGAGGACCUGGAGGGCCGCAUCCAAAGCCACAAGGGCACAGCCCAGCGGCUGCAGAGCCUGGGAGCAGAGAAGGAGGCAGCCCAGCAGGAGUGUGAAGCAUUUCUGUCUGGCCAGCCCGUGGGCCCCGUGGCCCUGCACCUGCCUGUGGUCCUCAACAGCGUCAAGAACAAGUACAGUGAUGUUCAGGUUCUCUGCAACCUCUACGGGGAGAAAGCCAGAGCUGCCCUGGGUCUGGAGCGGCAGAUCCAGGACACGGAGAGGGUCAUCCGAGGCUUGGAAUCUUCUGUGGCACAGGAGGCCCCUCUCCCUGCCAGCCCAGGCGUGCUGCAGGAGAGGGUCAGCGAGCUGCAGCGCCUGCGGAGGGAGCUGCUGGAACAGCAGGCCUGCGUGCUGGGGCUGCACCGCGAGCUGAAGGCCACCGAGCAUGCGUGCAGCACCCUGCAGAACAGCUUCCGCGAGUUCUGCCAAGAUCUGCCUCACCAGCAGCGCCAGGCGAGGGCCCUCACCGACCGCUACCACGCUGUGGGGGACCAGCUGGACCUGCGGGAGAAGAUGUUGCAGGACGCCAGCCUCACCUACCAGCAGUUCAAGAACUGCAGGGACAACCUGAGCUUCUGGCUGGAGCACCUGCCCCACAACCAGGUGCGGCCCAGCGAUGGGCCCAGCCAGGUGGCCUACAAGCUGCAGGCACAGAAGAGGCUACAGCAGGAGAUCCAGGGCCGAGAGCAGGACAGGGCCAUGGCGUCCCGCCUCUCCCAGGACCUGCAGGCAGCCCUCCAGGACUACGCGUUGCAGGCAGAUACCUACCGCUGCUCCCUGGAGACCACUCAGGCAGGGUCAGCCCCCAAGAGACCCCGAGUAGCUCCCCUGCAGGAGAGCAUCCGGACCCAGGAGAAGAACUUGACAAAGGCCUACACGGAGGUGGCAGCUGCAUGCCAGCAGCAGCUGCGCCAGCUGGAGUUUGCCAGAAGGAUGCUGGAGAAGAAGGAGCUCAGUGAGGAUAUCCAGGUGACCCAUGAUGCACGGCAGGGGUCUGAGGGCCCAGCCCGAGCAGGGAAGGAUUCCGAGGCCCUGAAGUCCCAGCUGGAGGAGGAGAGGAAGCGGGUAGCUCAGGUGCAGCACGAGCUGGAGGAACAGAGGAACCGGCUGCUGCAGCUGAGGACCCGGCGGCCCUCGGAGAGGCUGGAAGAGAAGGAAGUGGUGGAGUUCUACCGGGACCCCCAGCUGGAGAGCGACCUGUCCAGGGUGAAGUCCCAGGUGGAGGAUGAGGGCAAGAAGCGGGCCAGCCUGCAGGCGGACCUGGAGGCAGUGGCCCAGCAGGUGGUCCAGCUGGAGAGCAAGAGGAGGGCCAUGCAGCCCCACCUGCUGACCAAGGAGGUCACCCAGAUCGAGAGGGACCCUGACCUGGACAGCCAGGCAGCCCAGCUCGGCCGCGAGAUCCAGCACCUGCGGGGACAGAACGCCACCGUCUCGGUCCGGCUGGAGGAGCUCAAGACGGAGCUGCUGGCCCUGGAGAAGAAGGAGCCGAAUGUGAAGGAGAAGGUUGUGGUGAAAGAGGUGGUCAAGGUGGAGAAGGACCUGGAGAUGCUCAAGGCGGCCCAGGCCCUGAGGCUGCAGCUGGAAGAGGACACCGUGCGGAGGAAGGGCGCCGAGGAGGCCGUGGCCAAGCUGCGGGCUCGUCUCGAAGAGCUGGAGCGGGCAAUCGGCGCCGUGGAGCCCAAGGUGAUCGUGAAGGAGGUGAAGAAGGUGGAGCGGGACCCGGGCCUUCUCGAAGAGGCGGCGAGGCUGAGGAGCCUCCUCGAGGAGACCCGGAGCGAGAACGCGACCCUGGCGCGGGAGCUGGAGGAGCUGCGGGGAAGGCACGGCGCGGCGGAGAAGCAGAAGCCCAAAGUGGAGCUCCAGGAGCGCGUCCACGAGACCUUCCAGGUGGCUCCGGAGACGCAGCAGGAGAUGGCGAGGCUCAGGGCCCAGCUGCAGGAGACCGCUGGCAAGAGGAGCCGCGUGGAGCAGGAGGUGGCGGCGCUGCUGCCCGACCUGGCGGCCCUGCGCGCCCAGAAGCCCGCGGUGGAGUACAAGGAGGUGACGCAGGAGGUGGUGAAACACGAGAGGAGCCCCGAGGUGCUGCGGGAAAUCGACCACCUGAAGGCGCAGCUCAACGAGCUGGUCAACGGCAGCGGGCGGGCCCAGGAGCAGCUCAUCCGCCUGCGGGGGGAGCGCGACGAGUGGAAGCGGGAGCGCUCCAAGGUGGAGACCAAGACGGUGAACAAGGAGGUGGUGCGCCACGAGAAGGACCCCGUCCUGGAGAAGGAGGCCGAGCGGCUGCGCCAGGAGGUGCGAGAAGCCGCGCAGAAGAGGCGGGCGGCCGAGGAUGCGGUCUCCGAGCUGCAGAGUAAGUACCUGCUGCUGGAGAGGAGGCGGCCCGAGGAGAAGGUGGUGGUGCAGGAGGUGGUGGUCACCCGGAAGGACCCGAAGCUCCGCGAGGACCACAGCCGGCUGAGCCGGAGCCUGGACGAGGAGGCGGGCCGGCGGCGGCAGCUGGAGCGGGAAGUCCAGCAGCUGCAGGCUGGCGUGCAGGAGAAGGAGGGCCUGCUCGGCUUCCAGGAGGACCGGGGCAAGAAGCUGGCCGCGGAGAGGGAGCUGCGGCGGCUGACCCUGAAGAUCCGGGAGCUCGAGGAGCGGCCUCCUGUGCCGCAAGAGAAGAUCAUCACGGAGGAGGUGGUCAAGCUGGAGAAGGACCCGGACCUGGAGAAGUCCACAGAAGCCCUGCGGCAGGACCUGGACCAGGAGAAAGCCCGGGUGACGGGGCUGCAUCGGGAGUGCAAGAACCUGAGGGUCCAGAUCGACGUCCUCCAGACAACCAAAGCGCAAGAGAAGACCAUCUACAAGGAGGUGAUCCGGGUGGAGAAGGACCGGGUGCUGGAGGGUGAGCGGUCCCGGGCGUGGGAGGCGCUCAACAGGGAGCGUUCGGCCCGGCAGAGCCGGGAGGAGGAGGUGCGGCACCUGCGGGAGCGCAUCGACAAGGCCGAGGCGCUGAGGAAGACGCGGGCCCGGGAGGAGGCCGAGCUGCAGAAGGGCCGGGACCAGGCGGCCCAGGAGCGAAGGCAGCUGCAGCAGGAGCUGCGGGAGCUGGAGAAGCAGAAGCAGCAGACGGUGCUGCAUCUGCAGGAGGAGGCGCAGCUGCUCAGCCGGAGGACGGAGAGCGAGCGGCAGAAGGCCGCCCAGCGGGGCCAGGAGCUCUCGCAGCUCGAGGCGGCCAUCCUCCGCGAGAAGGACCAGAUCCACGAGAAGGAGAGGACCCUCCGGGACCUCCACGCCAAGGUGAGCAGGGAGGAGCUCAACCAGGAGACCCAGACGCGAGAGACCAACCUUUCCACCAAGAUCUCCAUCUUGGAACCGGAGACGGGGAAGGACAUGUCCCCAUACGAGGCCUACAAGAAGGGCAUCAUCGAUCGAGGCCAGUACCUUCAGCUACAGGAGCUCGAGUGUGACUGGGAGGAGGUCACCACCUCGGGCCCCUGUGGGGAGGAGUCCGUGCUCCUGGACCGCAAGAGCGGGAAGCAGUACUCCAUCGAGGCCGCCCUGCGCUGUCGGCGCAUCUCCAAGGAAGAGUACCAUCUCUACAAGGACGGCCGCCUCCCCAUCUCCGAGUUCGCUCUGCUCGUGGCGGGGGAGACCAAGCCCUGCUCCUCACUCUCCAUCGGCUCCAUCAUCUCCAGGUCCCCCCUGGCCUCCCCAGCGCCCCAGGGCCCCGGUUUCUUCUCUCCCAGCCUCUCUCUCGGACUCGGCGAUGACAGCUUCCCCAUCGCCGGCAUCUACGACACAACCACAGACAACAAAUGCACCAUCAAGACGGCAGUGGCCAAGAACAUGCUGGACCCCAUCACCGGGCAGAAGCUGCUGGAGGCCCAGGCGGCCACGGGGGGCAUCAUAGACCUCCUCAGCCGGGAGCGCUACUCCGUGCACAAGGCUAUGGAGAGGGGGCUGAUCGAGAACACCUCCACGCAGAGGCUGCUCAACGCCCAGAAGGCCUUCACGGGCAUCGAGGAUCCCGUCACCAAGAAGAGGCUGUCGGUGGGCGAGGCCGUCCAGAAGGGCUGGAUGCCCCGGGAGAGCGUGCUCCCACACCUGCAGGUGCAGCACCUGACUGGGGGGCUCAUCGACCCCAAGAGGACCGGCCGCAUCCCGGUCCCGCAGGCGGUGCUCUCUGGAAUGAUCAGCGAGGAGCUGGCCCAGCUUCUGCAGGAUGAGUCCGGCUAUGAGAAGGAUUUGACAGACCCCAUUUCCAAGGAGCGGAUGAGCUAUAAGGAGGCCAUGGGGCGCUGCCGGAGAGACCCCCUGAGCGGCCUGCUGCUGCUCCCAGCUGCCCUGGAGGGGUACCGCUGCUACCGUGCCGCCUCCCCCUCAGUACUGCGCUCCCUGCCCCUGCGCUGAGGGGGCCAGGCGGUCCCGGGGAGCGGGUGUGAGGGGGAGGGUGGGACACGUGCACUCCUCGCCCCGGGGAACAGCCUCAUCCAAGCGGGUGGGUCCUUCCUCUGAUACCUGUGCUAUUACUCGGAAGUUUGCGGUGUGGGACCCCUCCCCCAACUUUGGCUGCCCAGCCCAUCCCCAGACCCAGCCAUCGGCACGUCUGUCUCUCCUCCCUCCUCCCUGCCCCGGUGCUUCCAAUAAAUGAGUUCUCCCCGCGUCUAGUUCACA
Molecule: messenger RNA, 6430 nt
Organism: Herpailurus yagouaroundi (jaguarundi)
Lineage: Eukaryota; Metazoa; Chordata; Mammalia; Carnivora; Felidae
Gene: EVPL
Product: envoplakin
Exons: 19
Coding region: 215-6166 (1983 amino acids)
Biological process (GO): intermediate filament cytoskeleton organization; wound healing
Cellular component (GO): cytoskeleton; intermediate filament; membrane
Molecular function (GO): structural molecule activity; cadherin binding
Source: RefSeq, a predicted model, not a curated record